Messenger RNA from Symbiodinium necroappetens, 2274 nucleotides. The record is from the annotation of a GenBank genome assembly. Lineage: Eukaryota; Dinophyceae; Suessiales; Symbiodiniaceae.
GCGUUACAGAGAAUUCCCUCACAUUUUCGCUUUUCUUCAAAGGUCAACCCGAGAUUACUGCAGCAGUCUUUGGUCAAGUCAAGCGGACCCGAGGCACUGCGGCUAUGGCGAUGUCAUGCAGAGAAAUUCGAUGCUGUCAACAUCAUUACUGUUAUUCGCUGCAUGGUGUUGCGCUCGCCCGGCACAGCGGGCAGCCACAUCGCGGAUUGGCGCUGCCUGCUGAAUGAGGCUCGGACCACCGUGAAGACACUGUGCCCGAAGGACAUCUCUGCCCUUGCCUGGGUGCUAGGCAGGGCCGACUUGGGAGUCGUCCCGGAAGAGGAGCAGCAACUUCUCACGGCUCUUGUGAAUGCCAGCUCUGUGCAAAUGCCUGCGUUCACAAACAAAGAUCUCGGUAUAAUCGCUUGGGCGAUCGCGAAGCUUGAAGCAUGUGAUGCUUCGGAUCCGUUCGUGGCUCUCUUGGCAACCGAGACUGCCGGUCGAUGCGAGCAGUUGAGCGGCAAAGAGGCUGUGAACCUGGCCUGGGCAUUGGCCAAGAUGAAGGUCAACGAGCCGUUGCUCAUGGAAAGCUUGGCGCACCGAACGGCUACAAAGCUCAGGUGCCUCAACAGGCAGGACGCUGCAAAUGCGGCCUGGGCUUUUGCCAAGGCUGAGACUCAUCACGGACCUUUGCUUCGUGGACUAUCGGACAUGUUCCUGGCAAACCCUGGCGAGUUCCAACCUCAGGAGCUGGCCAGCCUGUCGUGGGCCUAUGCACGGCUCGAUGCAGGGGAAGAGCACGAGGCGCUGCUUGCUGCCUUUGCUGACGUUUGUCUGCGGAACGUCUCGUGCUUCAACGGGCCUGGCCUGGCACGUGUGGCCUGGGCUUUUGCCACACUGGGCCGGACAGAGAGUGUUCUCUUUACAGCUUUGGCUGAAAACGCGCUUCCAUGGCUGCCCACGCUGGAUGGGCCGAACCUCUCGAAGUUGGCAUGGGCCUUUGCGAAAGCGGACCUCGAGGAGCAGACUGGUUUCAUGCUGACGCUUGCGAACCAGGUAGAGCAGAACGUUCUCAGCCUGAAUGCUCGUGACGUAGCGAUGUUGGCCUGGGCAUUGGCCAAGGUGGAUGCAGCACCGCCGCAGCUUAUGCUGAAGUUGGCCCAGCAUGCAGUUCCUCUGGUGCCUCAUUUGUCGCCUCAGGGUCUUGCCACUUCAGCCGCUGCGUUCACUGCGGUUUCGGUGUGUCCGGAGCGCCUGCGCCGAGCACUUGUGCAGGGCGCCUGGGAGCAUCUCUCAUCGUUCUCCGCGCAAGAGCUUGUAGAUCUGCAGUGGGCAAUGGCAGCGCAACCUCUGCGCGAGAGGUCCCUGGAAGAUGCCAUCUCGCGAGCACCUGGUUGGUCCCUGCGCCCUCCUUACGAGCAUUUUGUUCAAGCCGGCAGUUUCCCAGAUUGCUUCAAGCACGUGGUUCUCGUGCUGCUCUUGCAAGAUAUGCUGAGCACUGAGUCUCCCAUCGUUUAUGUGGACACACAUGCUGGUGCCGGCAUGUACGAUUUGGAUACGCAGAAGGGAACGCACGGCUACGUUCGCAGUGCGGAGGGUGUUGAUCGCCUUGUCAAAUCUGCAAGCGCGUGGACGAAGCCGAUACCUGCACCAAUACGGACCUAUCUUGACAUGGUGGAAUCCUGCCAGAGUGCAAGACUCACUCCAGAGUCAGGCGUCUACCCGGGCUCGCCGGCCCUGGCUGCGAAGAUGCUGUCUGCGGGCCCGGUGGGCUCCAGAGCUAUGCUUGUCGAGGCAACCGAGUCUGUGCAUACCGCACUCUGUAAAAGCAUGGCCGCCUUCACCCAGGUUUUGCAUGUGGACAUUCUGCACGAAGAUGCCUACAGGGGUCUUCCGAAGAUUCUUGAACGAACGCCCGAGCCGGAAAGGGCCCUGGUUCUCAUCGAUCCUCCCUACGACUUGUGCUUCACCGACAACUUCAACUUCCGAUUGCUGCGACAACUUCAGGAACAUUGGCCGGCAGCCUCUGUUGUGGUAUGGUAUCCAAUGCGUGACAAGAUGAGAGCUCAGAGGGUCUAUCGAAGGGUGAAGUCUAUUUCGCUUGGGCCGGUCUUGGCAUGUGAGAUGGAAAUCUGCCGCACUGCGUGCCCUGGAAGUUCCAUUAGGACAGGUGUUCUCAUCCUGCGACCUGCUGCGGGAAUCCAGGAGCAGUUUGAGAGCGUCCUGCCGGAGCUUGCAGACAUGAUGGCUCCUUCAUCAGAGGUCGCCAGAAGCUGCGAUGUUUUUUGGAUCUGA